AUGCGAAUUGCAGUCUCCUCGUCGCUAUGGGGCCUCGCGUUGCUUCCCUGUUUGGGCUAUGCACUGCCAGCCUCGACAUCCGGAGCCGGUCGUCUGAUCAAGUCCAACACCAGCAUCCCCACUCCCAUCAUCGCACGUGCCCGCCCAUCUCCCGCGUAAAAUCAUCUUCCUCUCUGACCCUCUCCCCCUCUGCGUCCCAACUAGCUCUGGCACGGCCUCGGCGACCGCUACGAUGCUCCUGGAUUGCUCGCGCUCAAAGCCGAGCUGCAAGGCCAUCACAAGCUCAAAGGUGUCUACGUUCAUCUCAUCGGCGUCAGUGAAGGUGGUGCUGCGGACCAGUACGUAUACAACUCCUUCAACGACACACGGAACGAGCGAUCGUACUGACGAUGUGAAUUCUCGACAGACGCUCAACCUUCUUCGGCAACGCCAACGACCAAAUCGCUCUCGUGUGCGAACAGCUCACCCAAACACCCCAACUCGUGGAUCCUCAACUCAACCCUUCGGGCAAGGUCGAUGCGAUCGGGUUCUCCCAAGGCGGUCAAUUACUUCGUGGGCUCGUUGAGCGAUGCUCCGAGCUCAAUUUUAGGAGUUUGAUCACGCUGGGGUCGCAGCAUGUCAGUUUAGUCUCGGAAACGUGCUCGACCUUGAAAGGGGACUGCUUCGAUCAAAGCGUUGAUCCCCGUUCUUUUCCUGUCUUUCCAGAUGGGUAUCUCCUCCCUUCCCCCUUGCCCACCCGGAUCCUCCCCCUUCUCAACCUGUCACCUCUUCCGCUUAUCCCUCCUCAAGAACGGUCUCUACUCCUCCUGGGCCCAACAGAACCUCCUUCCCGCUCAAUACGUACGUGAUGAGGCGAGGAUCGAAGACUACUUGAAGGUCAAUGUUUUUUUGAAGGAUAUCAACAAUGAGAGGGAGGGGGAUAGGAAAGUGGGACCGCCGAAGGAUGGGGAGGUGGUUGGAGUAAGGGUUCGGGAUCAAGGGGAGGGUAGGAAUCAGACGUACAAGAGGAACUUUGCGAGGUUGGAAAAAUUGGUCUUGUUGAGGUUCUCGUGAGUCCUAAAACCCCUCCCCUCUCACCGAUUACAUCCCCUUUGGAAACUCACACUCCCUCUCUCUCUCUCUCUCUUUUCAUUCGGACAUCCCCGAGAAAAGAAUGGACACCACCGUUGUACCCCCCCACACAGCGCACUUCACUCUCCCCUCCCCGACCGCUUCCCCCUGUCCGUUCUCCCUCGACCCAACAUGCUACGUCGAUCCCGUCGAAUGGGCCGACUUGCCCCUCUAUCAAGAUGAUUAUAUCGGGUUGAAGGAAUUGGACGCGAGAGGCGUGGUUUGGAAAGGCGUUUGUAAGGGGGCGCAUAUGGAGAUCGAUCGGAGGUGUUGGAGUACGGUCACUAGGUUUUUGGUGGGGAACGGUGAGAAAGAGGGGGGCGAGGAUGUGAGGGAGAAUGCGUUCGUACUGCAAGGUUGA
Microbotryum saponariae is the source of this 1471-nucleotide messenger RNA. The record is from the annotation of a GenBank genome assembly. Lineage: Eukaryota; Fungi; Basidiomycota; Microbotryomycetes; Microbotryales; Microbotryaceae.